Molecule: messenger RNA, 4870 nt
Organism: Nerophis lumbriciformis (worm pipefish)
Lineage: Eukaryota; Metazoa; Chordata; Actinopteri; Syngnathiformes; Syngnathidae
Gene: dok7b
Product: docking protein 7b
Biological process (GO): neuromuscular junction development; positive regulation of protein tyrosine kinase activity
Molecular function (GO): protein kinase binding
Source: RefSeq, a predicted model, not a curated record
UUUAACCAGUCUCUCUAUCGAGGGUUUAACGAGUGUUAAGGCCAUAAAUCCCCGUCUAACACCCGGCUGGAGGCCAGACUUAAAGUACCUGGUGAGAUAAGUGUCAUUUAAUGCAGUUUUAAUCUAAUUAGCUGUAAUAUAAACAUUAAGUACGCAGGAUGGCAACUGUACUAACUUGGCUGGCUGGGGGGGGGAAGUACUGUACUGUACCGCUUGCUCAGCUCAGGCUAUUUUUGAAAAAAGACCGGCCCCCUUGUCUAUAGACUGGAGGGGGGGUGUUGGUCAUGGUGGCGGGGCCGAGCCAGGCACUCACACGCAGCUGCUCGCAUAACCAUGUCAGAAGAUGACGGAUACAAUUGUCGCGGAGGGACAAGUCAAGUUUAGAGAUGGAAAAAAGUGGAAGACUCGGUGGGUCGUCAUUCGGAAGCCGUCUCCAGUCGCAGAUUGUCUGUCUGUGCUGGCCUAUAAAGAGAGAAAAGCCAAGGAGCGAGCAGGCCACAAGGAUCGUCUCGGUGUGACGUUGGAGGGCAUCUUUGGUGUGGAACCUGGGCCUGGCUAUGAUGGAGUCAGCUACACUCUCUCCAUACUCUGCCAAGCACACACUCUGGUGCUGGGCUUCCACAGUCGAGAAGCUCUCCAUGCCUGGGACGCCCGCGUACGCUACAGCCUGGGAGAAGUCCACAGAUUCAGUGUCAAUGUGGAACCAGGUACUAAAGUGGAGAGGGGCCCCGCUUCUCUCCACCUGUGCAACAACCUACUGGCCCUCACCAGAGGUCUGCCUCCUGUCAUCAUUGGGCACUGGAAGUUGUCUACAUUGCGUAGAUAUGGUGCUGUGCCGAAUGGCUUCGUGUUCGAGGGCGGGACUCGUUGCGGAUACUGGGCUGGAGUUUUCUUCUUGUCCUGCUCAGACGGGGAGCAGAUCAGUUAUCUGUUUGACUGUGUCGUCGGUGGCAUCACCCCUAGCAAGGUCCCACAUGGGCUGCGGCCUUCCCUGCCAGAGACUCUCAGCACUGAGCCAGCAUCAACAGAAGAUCGGAUCAAGCAGGAGACUUCAGAGCUGGAGAAAAGACUCAGCAUGCUGUCGACUUGCAGCCUAGCAAGCAGCACAGCUUCCACCUACAGCUGCAGCACAUCUGUCGCCGGGGACGACCGCAGCAGCAUCUCCAGCUCCUCUUCAGGCCAAUCGGACACAAGCUACGGAAGCAGGCUUCCUUUGUGGGUGGAGCCGUUUGUGAAGUUGCACCACUCCAGUGAGACGGCGUCAAGCUCUUCCACGCUGAGGCCCUUGACCAGCUCAGAUGACCGUCUCUUUGCUGCUGUAAUGGGAUGCCGAGCUGCGUCCUCCACCCAGCCCCAUCCUCGGGGUCUCCUGGACAGCGGGCGUCAGAGCUCGUUAGACAGCGGCAUUGGAAUAGCGACCGGGAGCUCAGGGAGCUUCUCUUCCUAUACAGGAAGUCUGGACAUGGCCCCUCAGGUUGCGGGAGAGGAGUUUGGCUCCAUGACCAGUCUGCCUGCUCCUACUCCCCCAAAUCCUCCUCCCUCACCUUGCCAGGCCACACCUUUCCUGCAGCAUGCCAUUCGCCCAUUUUGUGCCACGAGGUGCAGCUUUCAAGCCUCCCAAAGUGAUGAGUGCCAGAAUUCGAGCCCGCGCUACGAUGUUCCCAGGAGUCUCCUCCAGACCUGGACCAUGAGGAACACGUCAGCUGUUAAGGGUGCUGAUGGGCGCAGAAGUCAGGACCAAGGAGUGACUGGAAGCUCAACAGCAUCGAAACUUGGGCGGCAGACUUCAAUGCAGCGCUCGCUCUCCUGGGGCAGUGAGAGUGUGCCCCCUGGAGGCAGUGGGGAGACGUCUACCCCUCAGCCGAUGUUUGUGCUGGGAGAAACACAGUGCUUUCAUGGUUUCGAUAACUACAUCACACCUGAGCAGUGGCGCUCUGCAAAGAGUUUAAUGAUGCAGGUUGGCAACUCUUCUUCAAGUCCAUGGCCCUCUGCAGAUCCACCAGACUCCAUACUACGACGUGUGAGAGAAGAACACCAUGGUAGUCAGGAUGUAGAUCGGUCCUCUGUUCCAGCCUCCCCUGUCACACUGAGCAUGGCCAGGCCAAAGUCGACAUGCGGCACGUUCCAGUCUAUAAGUGAAGUUCCAGCAGCUGCCUCGCAGGACACUAAGCACCCUCUCAAUUAUGUCAACAUCCCAACUGCUAAAGCGAACAUGGAUCUGACAGAGCCAGACCUGCAGGAGCCUACUUUAUCUCCAGUUUCCAGUCCCAGCUGUCCUGUCACAGAAGAAAGGAUCCAUCAGGUUCACCCUCAUCAGCAACGUUGCCAUGGAAACGUCUCCAAGAGUGGCGGCGGAGCACACUCGGGGCUGCCAGUUGACUCAGACGGACAGCAGGCGGCGAGGGCCACCACGCUGACUUGGAUGACACGUCACUUCUCGCAACUCCCUCGUAUUCCAAAGUCCUCGUAGAACAAGCCAUUCCAAGUACAACAUGAAGAAUAUCACGUGUGGGAUUUGUGUUGUGUGGAUGCUUAGAUCGGAAUUUAUAAGUUUGCAAUCCAAGUAUUUAUCAUGGGUAACACUUUAGUAUGGGGAACAUAUUUCACCAUUAAUUAGUUGCUUAUUAACAUGCAAAUUAGUAACAUAUUGGCUCUUAAUUAGUCAUUAUUAAGUACUUAUUAAUGCCUUAUUCUGCAUGGCCUUAUUAUACAACCAGUAAGCCAUUAACUAAGAGUCUUCCCUCAAUAACCUCAGAAUUAUUGCUUAUUAGUAACCCUAACCCAGUGUUUUUCAACCACUGUGCCGCGGCACACUGGUGUACCGUGAGAUACUGUCUGGUGUGCCGUGAGAGAUAAUGUCAUUUCACCUAAUUGGGUUAAAAAUAUUUUUUGCACACCAGUGAUUAUAAUCCGCAAAUAAUGUGUUGUUGUUAAGUGUCAGUGCUGUCUAGAGCUCGGCAGAGUAACCGUGUAAUACUCUUCCAUAUCAGUAGGUGGCAGCAGGUAGCUAAUUGCUUUGUAGAUGUCGGUAACAUUGUUUGUCGUGAUCACAAUAUGCAGACGACAGCGGGAGGCAGUGUGCAGGUAAAAAGGUAUCUAAUGCUUAAACUAAAAAUAAACAAAAGGCAAGUGCCGCUAAGAAAAGGCAUUGAAGGUUAGGAAAGGCUAUGCAGAACCAAACUAAUACUGAACUGGCUGCAAAGUAAACAAAAACAGAAUGCUGUACGACCGCAAAGACUUACAGCGUGUGGCGCAGCAGACGGCGUCCACAAAGUACAUCCGUACGUGACAUGACAAUCAACAACAAAAUAGGAAACACUACACAGAGGAAAACCCCAAAAAACUCAAAAUAAGUCACGGCGUGAUGUGACAGGUGGUGACAGUACACCUACUUUGAAAUGAGCUAUAGUGAUGCAUGCUUGGUUAUGGUUUGCAUUUAUAUCCAACAAUUACGAGAACUACUUUUUACUGUCAAUAUCGGCUGCUGAGUUUAAUUUUUUUAUGUUUUCCGCUAGUGGUGUGCCUCGGGAUUUUUCCAAUGAAAAAAAUGUGCCUUGGCUCGAAAAAGGUUGAAAAACACUGCCCUAACCCUUAUAUGUUCCCCUAGUGCCCAAAUAACUCUAAAUGAAGUGUGUGUUACUUAGAAUAUGUUCCCCAUACUAAUGCAUGUUAAUAAGCAACUAAUUAAUGGAGAAUAUGUUCCCCAUACUAAAGUGUUACCUUAUAAUGAUAUAUCCUUUAGAAGCAGCGUCCUCUGCAGUGGACAUUUGUUGGCUCUUUUAUCCGUAACUUUGACUAAAAUAAAUAAACCAGAAGACAGGGGUUCUCAGCAGGACAUUUUGUCUUUUUGGCAGUAUGGUCCUCUACAUCUGCUGAGGUCCUCUGAGCAGAAAGCGCCAACUAUUGAAAUGUUUCCACUUUAAUUUGUUUAGCCGGAAUUUACUUCAACGGCGUGCCUGUUAAAGCCUCGCCCCCCCAGCUGACAUUGUGUGGAAUUGUAUCGUUCAUCACUAAAGCAGACCCAUGGGCCCUCAAUUGUGUCGUAUGUUUGACUUUUUGGAGGAAAUCAUUCCACAUCAGAGCUUCACAGUGUUAGAGUUAUGUGUCAGGUGGUGAUGAAUGCAGUGGAGCGGAGCGAGCGAUCAGUAUUCAUCACAGCAGUCCAUGCCUGCUAGAUGAAUUGUACGGCGCACGCGUGUGAUCCAAUUUCCUGCCCACCCCUCUUGAUGGUAUUGAGACAAACCGGCUAAUAUUUGACGCCAAUUUACUUUUAUGGCUGUCUUGAGGGGGAACCUCAUGAUGCCUUGUCACAGGAAGUCGCCACUUUCCCAGCAGCCGUUUGCUGGUGUCACCGCGGGGACACAUUUCCCUGACAAGGCUUGUAAAUAGCAAAUGCUUUAAUUCUUGCCAACUAUAUUAAAAUAUAUUUUUCAAAUGUAUGUUGUUGCCGACUUUAUUAGAAAUGUGUGCAAGGUUUUCUGCUCCUCACUCACUCACUUUUUUUUGGUUUUAAUGUUAGGUGAAUUCCAACAGAAGGAAGACAAUAAGUCAACAGACUGAAGGCGAACACGUGCACACCUUUAUGGCCACUGGGUGGAGGUUAGACACAUUUCAUUGUUUCAAGGCUUCCUCUGUUCGUUAUCCUCUUUUUAAAGGUGAACACUCAUUCGUUUUAAAUAAUUAGAGCAGUUUUCAUUACCUGUAAUUGUGCACAUUUUUUUCGUCAAUUGACUUAAUUCAUCUACAACUACAACUCAACUCGUUUUUUAAUCUAACAUUGGUCAACUUGCAGGUGCAAUUUCUAUUUGAUUUGUCAAAAGUUUUCAACAUGGUUGACCAUUAUCUUCAUGUUGGACUUCUCUGGUAAAAC